Molecule: messenger RNA, 653 nt
Organism: Plasmodium gaboni
Lineage: Eukaryota; Apicomplexa; Aconoidasida; Haemosporida; Plasmodiidae
Product: putative 50S ribosomal protein L3, apicoplast
Exons: 4
Biological process (GO): translation
Cellular component (GO): ribosome
Molecular function (GO): structural constituent of ribosome
Source: RefSeq, a predicted model, not a curated record
AUGCCUUUAUUCUUUCUUUAUUCACUUUUAAUUUACUUGACACUUUUUCAAUGUAUACGUAAUUACAAACUUUUAAGUACAUUACAAUUAUCCAAUAAAGCAUUAGUUGGUAACUAUGUAGGUAGUAAUUUGAGUUAUGCGAGUUGGCUGGGGAAAAUAAAAAAUAUAAAUAAUAGGAGAACGUUUGAAAUAAAUAUGAUAAAAAAAUUUAUUAAUGCACGGGAUCCUUGUGAACCUCAAGACCACUUGAAAGAUAUCCCAUAUAAGGACGAAUUGGAUAGGAUUCAAAUAAGAGGGAAAAAAAUAGAAAUGAAAUCCAUAUUUUCACCACAAGGAGAAUUAAUACCUGCUACAUUAAUUGAAAUAAUGCCGAACGUUAUUUAUAGAUUUUUAGAUUUUGGUAAAGUAGGUAUAGCAUAUGGAAAACCAUUAGAUGAGAGUCGAUGGAUUUUAAAACCAGAAAUAGGUCAGAUAGCUAAAGUUGGUUGUAAUUUUAAAAAUACAUGUAGCUUGACAUUAACCCCUCCACAGAAUUUUGUAUUAGGACAAAUUAUUGAUGUUUCUUAUUUAUAUAAUUAUAAAUAUGUAAAUGUAAGAGGUUUAUCUAAAGGAAAGGGUUUCAGUGGUGUCAUAAAAAGAUGGGGAUUCAAGAG